Messenger RNA from Saccostrea cuccullata (small rock oyster), 1792 nucleotides. RefSeq lists its product as uncharacterized. The coding region runs from base 54 to 1739 and encodes 561 amino acids. Lineage: Eukaryota; Metazoa; Mollusca; Bivalvia; Ostreida; Ostreidae. The transcript has 2 exons. Gene Ontology annotation, molecular function: ubiquitin protein ligase activity; zinc ion binding. The record is from RefSeq and is a predicted model, not a curated record.
UUUAUUGACUGAGGACGCCAUUACUGUCUAAAACCAGAGUCACAAGUUUAAAUAUGGACCCCCGUACCAGUGCCCAGGACGUGAUGCGAUGUGACCUGUGUGAAACCGCUGUGGUACAGAUGCACUGUGAUACAUGUCUUGUCAACCUGUGUAAGGCCUGUGUGGGAGAACACUUCUCUGCUGAUCUCUCAAAACCUCACGCUAUUGUUGAUUUCAAUGACAGAAAAUCCACUCCUUUAUACCCUGGGUGUAAAUUUCAUAACAAACAACAAUGUACAAUGUACUGUAAUCAAUGUGGCAUUUCUGUGUGUACAAAGUGUUUAGCAUCUGAUCAACAUCUGGGUCAUAAGUUAUCAGAAAUCUUACAAGUUGUGGAUGAGAAAAAAGAAAAGAUUCUCAAAGAACAAACUGAGCUAAAUGAAAUAAUUUAUCCCACCUAUCAGGACAUUGCCUCUGAUGUACAAAACAGAAUGAGUCAGUUAGAAAAGGAAUAUGGAGAUCUCUCAACAGCCAUAACAAAACAUGGAGAGGACUGGCACAGAGAAAUUGACAAACUUGUCCAGAAACUUAAAGCUGAAGUUGAUGAGAUGAAAAACACACAGUUACAAACUCUACAGAAACAUCUGGAUGAAAUAAACAAGACAAUGUCUGACAUCAAGGAUGAAAUUCAUUCAAUUGAUCUUACUGAGGAUUCUAAUAACAUUUCAAAACUGUUUAGUAUUACAAUCAAUGUAGAGAGAUAUAGAAAUCUUCCACAGAAAAUUCUGCCAUCUUUACCUAAAUUUGUUCCAGGCAGAAUUAAUGAAGAACUUGGUAAAAUAUUUGGAACUUUGUCGCCAAGUACUCUUACUUUAGAUAAACAUGGUUACAGCAUGAAGACAAUACAGAAAUCACCAGAAGCUGGAUCCUCUCCUCCAGUCAAACAGCUGCUUGAUGAACCAGAGACUGUCACCACCAUAGACAUUGGGUAUGUCUACCUUUACAAUGUAACCUGUCUGAGUGAUGAAGAAAUCUGGACAAGUGGAGAUGGCAAAACCAUGAAACUCUACAGCAUCAAUCAGGGAUCACUACUCAAGUCAAUCACAACCAAGUCAGGGAAUUCACCAUAUGACAUAGCAGUGACAAAAAUUGGAGAUCUAGUUUAUAUUGAUAACAGUGAUAGAACUUUGAACAUUGUGAAGAAUGCGAAGAUAGAGGAGGUGAUCAGACUACAGAACUGGAAACCUCAAGGUGUCUGUAGUACCUCCUCUGGUGACCUCCUGGUUAUCAUGUAUAGCAAUGAUAACAUACAAACAAAAGUUGUCCGUUACUCUGGCUCCACAGAGAAACAAACCAUUCAGUUUGAUGAUCAAGGUAAACCUCUCUAUUCAUCUGGAGGUAAUUUCAAAUACAUAACAGAAAACAAGAACCUGGAUAUCUGUGUGUCUGACAAUAUAGCUAGAGCAAUAGUGGUGGUCAAUCAGGCCGGGAAACUGAGAUUCAGGUACACUGGACAUACUCCUGCUCAAAAGAACAAACCAUUCAGUCCACGAGGAAUCACCACAGACAGUCAGAGUCACAUCCUUACAGCUGAUGAUUACAAUGACUGUGUCCACAUCAUAGACCAGGAAGGACAGUUCCUUCGUUACAUAGACUGUGGACUGAGUGUACCCCGGGGACUGUGUACAGAUACAAAUGACAAUCUGUUUGUUGCUCAAUUCAGGAAACAAGAAGUGAAGAAAAUCAAAUAUCUCCAGUGAAACCCUACUCCUACUAAAUACAAGUAAAAUACUAGUAGGUGCAUUUAAAAUUC